This is a messenger RNA of Laetiporus sulphureus 93-53, 1911 nucleotides long. Its product is annotated as allantoicase. Gene Ontology annotation, biological process: allantoin catabolic process. Lineage: Eukaryota; Fungi; Basidiomycota; Agaricomycetes; Polyporales; Laetiporaceae. The transcript is spliced from 11 exons. Gene Ontology annotation, molecular function: ureidoglycolate lyase activity; ureidoglycolate hydrolase activity; allantoicase activity. The coding region runs from base 79 to 1815 and encodes 578 amino acids. The record is from RefSeq and is a predicted model, not a curated record.
AUUCGUCUCACUCCGAGCCUCGAGCAUCCUGACAAGUCGCAGCUAGGUAGCCUAGUCCGUGUACAGGUAUAGUCGAAUAUGGCCUACGAACGCAUCGCGCUCGAUCAGUUCCUAGCGCAUUUCUCCACCGCGACCGAAUUAUCGAGCGUCGCUCUCGGAGGCAGCGUUGUCUCCGUCUCUGAUGAGUUCUUUGCAGAGGCGUUUCACUUGUUGCUUGUCGAGCCGGCGCCCAGCUUGAAAGGCCAAUUUGGACCCAAAGGCGCGCUGUUCAGUGGAUGGGAAUCGCGGCGCCACAAUCCCACCUAUGACUGGUGUAUCAUUAAAUUGGGCACUACUGGCUCCGUCUUCGGAUUUGACGUGGACACUGCGCAUUUCAAUGGCAAUGAAGCACCUCAAGUCAGUGUGGACGCGAUGUACUUGCCCGCAGAUGCCCCUCCUCCUGACGUGGAUGACCAUCGAUGGACAGAGAUCUUGCCCAAAGUUGACCUCGGUCCAAGCUCGAGACACCUGUUCAAAAUCAACGCGAUACCUAUGGUCAACUACGUCAAGCUCAACAUGUACCCGGAUGGAGGUAUUGCUCGCUUCCGUGUGUAUGGGCUGGUAACUCCAGUCUUCCCGUCUGACCUCUCCGUUGCCUUUGAUCUUGCCCACGUCUUCUCCGGAGGAAGAGUUGUUUUCACAUCAGACCAACACUUCGGUGUUGGGUCGAAUCUCAUUCUUCCCGGGAGAGGCAAAGAUAUGGGCGAUGGGUGGGAGACGAAACGUAGCCGUCAGAAAGGCCAUAAAGACUGGGCCAUCAUCAAACUGGGGGACAUAGGAUACCUUUCGCAUGCGGAGAUCGACACCGCCCAUUUCAAAGGCAACUUCCCAGAGUCGUGCGAACUGCAUGCCACCCGCAGCAAUGAGCUCAUCCCAAAUGACGUUCCCGAGGACAAAUGGACGCUUGUCCUUCCACGGACGAAGCUCGGACCGCACCGACAACACUAUUUCCAGCUCGAGAACGUGGACAGUGCUCCAUUCACGCACGUCAGGGUGACCAUAUAUCCCGACGGGGGCAUCAAGCGAGUCCGAAUCAUCGGAAGGCGUGCGGGCGGCAGUCAUGACACAGCGCGUGGCGCCGUUACGCGAGAUGAGAAAGCAGUACCCAUCACGACUGAAGAGGAAGCUAUCACGUCUGUGGUAUCUGCUGCUUCUACUGCGCCGACGCCUCAGCGACUCGGCGGGCCCGUCAUCCCGGCGCUGCCACUCACGCCGGAGGCGUUCGCGCCCUUUGGCAAGGUGAUACAAGGCUACGCAGAUGUCAACGCAGUUCCGUCUCCGAGGACCACGCGCAUCACCAGCGCGAACCAAGGAACGGCUGUCAAGUUCCACAAGUUGGCGCUGCUCGAGUCGUCUUACCCGCCGGAUGCGGGCGCGACGACGGGCUUGUCCGUGUACCGGUGCCAGCCAAUCGACGUCAAGGCCGGCGGCCAGUGGGAGGUGAAGCUCCUGGAGAGGCACCCAUUUACUAAUCAGGCGUUCAUCCCGAUGGGUGCGGGAGAGGAGUUGCAGAACCCCGCGAAGAAGUACUUGAUUAUUGUAGCGCAGAAUGGUGAGGACGACAAGCCUGACUUGCGUACCAUGAGAGCGUUCGUUGCGUUGGCUGGACAAGGAAUCUUGUAUAACACGGGAACAUGGCACCACCCGAUGGCCGUCCUUGAACAGCCGAUGGACCUAACCUGCGUUGAGACUCAGACAAGUAACGGAGACGAUCGGGAUUGCGAGAUUGUCUCGUUGGAAGACCUUGGCGCGUCCUACAAAGUCCAACUUGCGUAAAGCAUGACCAGGAUGUACUCGUUGUGAACGUCUAUGUAAAGUACAUCGUAUAUAUGGAUAUGUCUAUAAUAUUCAUACGGAUUAUCUUCUGCUCAG